AUGGCGGCAUCCUGGUUUGCCCUCCGCGGCGGCCGCCAGCUCGCCCUGCGGUCGCGUGUGCGAGCUGGUCCUUCACCCGCGGCGCUGCGAUCGGCUGCGCUCUCGCCCUUCAAUGCCUCGCGCCGGGCCGUACACACCCAGCAGGGAGCGUCGCCCGCUCGGCGUGGCGUGUAUACCAGCUCCGUCAACGCCCACGGUGACCCUCACCCGCCGGAUGUCUUCCAGCCCCUCGAUACCUUCCCCCGCCGCCACAUUGGCCCGUCUCCGGACGCGGCGACGGAGAUGUUGGCGGUCCUCGACCCGCCGGCAUCCUCGUUGGAUGAGUUCGUCAAGCAGGUCGUCCCCGCGGACAUCCUCUCUAAGAACGACCUCACUGUCACCGAGCCCCACGCUGAUAUCAACCUGUACCGCUCCGCCGUGCAGGGUGGCCUCGGUGAGACUGAUAUGCUGAAGCUCCUCGAUACUUACCGGAAGAAUAUUGAUGUGUCUGGAAACACCUAUAUUGGUACCGGCUACUACCCGACCAUUGUGCCCCCGGUUAUCCUCCGUAACGUCUUGGAGAACCCCGCCUGGUACACCAGCUAUACACCCUAUCAGCCCGAGAUCAGCCAGGGCCGCCUGGAGUCUUUGCUCAACUUCCAGACCCUUUCUGCCGAUCUGACUGGCUUGCCUUUUGCCAAUGCCUCUGUUCUGGACGAGGCCACCGCCGCCGCCGAGGCCAUGACCAUGUCCUUCGCUACUAUGCCCACCUCCAAGCAAAAGAAGGCCGACAAGUCCUUCGUUAUUUCUCAUCUCUGCCACCCCCAGACCAUUGAGGUGAUGCGCUCCCGCGCCGAGGGAUUCGGAAUCAACCUGGUGAUUGGUGAUGUGAUGGCGGAUAACUUCAAGCUAGUUAAGGAGCAGGGCGAUCACCUGAUUGGUGUUCUGGCGCAGUACCCCGACACUGAGGGUGGUGUCUACGACUUCCAGGCUCUCAGCGACUCGAUCCACGGCCAGGGUGGUACCUUCAGCGUUGCGACUGACCUGCUGGCUCUGACCGUUCUUAAGGCUCCUGGUGAGUUCGGUGCCGACAUUGCUUUCGGUAACGCCCAGCGAUUGGGUGUUCCCAUGGGCUUCGGUGGUCCUCACGCGGCUUUCUUCGCUUGCGCCGACAAGUACAAGCGCAAGGUGCCCGGUCGUGUUGUUGGUGUUUCCAAGGACCGCACCGGCAACCGUGCCCUGCGUCUGGCCCUGCAGACUCGUGAGCAGCACAUUCGUCGUGAGAAGGCUACCAGCAACAUUUGCACUGCUCAGGCUCUUCUCGCCAACAUGACCGCCAUGUACGCUGUCUACCACGGCCCCGUCGGUCUGAAGUCCAUUGCUCAACGCAUCGUCUCCAUGACCACUAUGCUGCGUCAGAAGCUGGUUGGUCUCGGCUAUAAUGUUCCUGUCCGAUCCAACGUCGAGGGCGAGGCCGUCUUCGACACUCUGGCCGUUGAGCUGGAGAACCCCUUCGAGGCGGACGAUGUCAUUGCUGCCGCUCGUGAGAAGUCCAUCUACCUCCGCCGUUUCGGUGACAGCAAGGUCGGUAUCUCUCUGGACGAGACUGUCGGCCGUGACGAGGUCAAGGGGAUCUUGGAUGUCUUUGCCGCUCACAAGAAGGCUUCUCCUGUUACGGUCGAUGGCACUCUGUCCGUCACCCCUCUGCCCACCAGCCUGGAGCGUACUUCGGCGUAUAUGACCCACCCCGUCUUCAACACCCAUCACUCCGAGACUGAGAUGCUCCGCUACAUCAAGCACCUCGAGUCCAAGGAUCUGUCUCUGGCCCACUCCAUGAUUCCCCUGGGAUCAUGCACCAUGAAGCUCAACGCCACCACCGAAAUGAUCCCCGUUUCCUGGCCCGAAUUCUCCCAGAUCCAUCCGUUCAUGCCUGCCGACAAGGCCCAGGGCUACAUCCAGAUGAUUGAUGAUCUGGAACAGCAACUGGCCGACAUCACCGGCAUGGCCGAGGUCACUGUCCAGCCCAACUCUGGUGCCCAGGGUGAAUUCGCUGGUCUUCGUGUCAUCAAGAAGUUCCAGGAGGCCCAGGGUGAUGGAAAGCGCAACGUUUGCCUGAUCCCCGUCUCUGCCCACGGAACCAACCCCGCCUCCGCUGCCAUGGCCGGUAUGCGCGUCGUUACCAUCAAGUGCGACACCAAGACCGGCAACCUCGACCUUGCAGACCUGAAAGCCAAGUGUGAGAAGCACCAGGAUGAACUCGCUGCCUUCAUGAUCACCUACCCUAGUACCUUCGGUGUCUACGAGCCUGGUGCCAAAGAGGCCAUCAACCUGGUCCACCAGCACGGCGGCCAAGUCUACAUGGACGGCGCCAACAUGAACGCGCAGAUCGGUCUCUGCUCCCCCGGCGAGAUCGGCGCCGACGUGUGCCACCUGAACCUGCACAAGACAUUCUGUAUCCCGCACGGCGGCGGCGGUCCCGGCGUCGGCCCCAUCGGUGUCGCCGAGCACCUGCGUCCCUUCCUGCCCUCCCACCCCGCCAAUGAAUACCUCAUGUCCAAGCGUGGCGAGACCUCCUCCCCACCCAUCUCCGCCGCCCCCUGGGGUAGCGCCAGCAUCCUCCCCAUCACCUUCAACUACAUCAACAUGAUGGGCGACCGGGGUCUAACGCACGCAACCAAGAUCACCCUCCUGAACGCCAACUACAUCCUCGCCCGACUGAAGGCACACUACCCGAUUCUGUACACGAACGAGAACGGCCGGUGCGCCCACGAAUUCAUCCUCGACCUCCGCGGCUUUAAGGAAACGGCCGGCAUCGAGGCCAUCGACGUCGCCAAGCGUCUGCAGGACUACGGCUUCCACGCGCCGACCAUGUCCUGGCCCGUCUCGAACACGCUCAUGAUCGAACCCACGGAAUCUGAGAACAAGGCCGAGCUGGACCGCUUCUGCGACGCCCUCAUCUCCAUCCGGAAGGAGAUUGCGGACGUCGAGGCUGGCAAGCAGCCACGCGAGGGCAAUGUCCUCAAGAACUCGCCUCACACCCAGCGCGAUCUGCUUACCACUGAGUGGGAUCGUCCGUAUACCCGUGAGACGGCCGCGUAUCCGCAGCCUUGGCUGUUGGAGAAGAAGUUCUGGCCUAGUGUCACCCGUGUUGAUGAUGCUUUCGGUGACCAGAACCUCUUCUGCACUUGCGGUCCGGUUGAGGACUCUGAAUAG
Molecule: messenger RNA, 3192 nt
Organism: Penicillium argentinense
Lineage: Eukaryota; Fungi; Ascomycota; Eurotiomycetes; Eurotiales; Aspergillaceae
Product: glycine decarboxylase subunit P
Exons: 2
Coding region: 1-3192 (1063 amino acids)
Biological process (GO): glycine decarboxylation via glycine cleavage system
Cellular component (GO): glycine cleavage complex; mitochondrion
Molecular function (GO): glycine binding; pyridoxal phosphate binding; glycine dehydrogenase (decarboxylating) activity
Source: RefSeq, a predicted model, not a curated record